AUGUCGGUAACAACGAAUAAAAAGGGUAAUCGAGUCGAGUACCACUAUUGGGACUACAGUUUCGAGUGGACCGAUAAACACAUUCCUGGGAGCGAACUUGAACCAUGGAUCCGGACAUGCGAUACGCUCGCCGAUGAAGCCAACGAGAUACUAGAUGCAUUGCCAGCACCUGCUAGUGACCCCUCAAAGCGAGACCGCUAUGCGCUGCUACGGGAUAACCAUUCGAGCGAUCCGAAGCUUGAGGUGCUCUGGACAGAAAUCAAUACGGUACCGGAAUGGGUGAACUGGGAGCAAAUCGAACGAGGCCAGGACCUCUUUUGGCGAUAUCUGAUCCCCGUGACAAAUGCUCUCACGUUCGUAAGUUUACUUGGUGGAAUGGGCGCCAUCCGCGUUGGCGAAAUCCUCUCCAGAACCGGUGGAUUCGGUGCAAAAGUCGUGCGCCGCCGCCUCCUGGAAACAGUCCAGCACACAAUCCAAGUCAAUAACUCCCCAGCGUCCAUGAAGCCCGGCGGCGAGGGUCACCUAGCCUCAGUCCGAGUCCGUCUCCUACAUUCCGCCGUCCGUCGCAGGAUCAUGAGUCUCGUCGAACAAGAUCCUAAGUAUUACGACUCUGAACGAUAUGGACUCCCUAUUAACGACCUCGACUCAUUUGCUACCAUCAACACGUUCAGCAGUACGGUCAUCUGGCUUGGUAUGCCCCGACAGGGUGUUAUUCUAACUCCCCAGGAAGAGGAAGAUUAUAUUGCACUUUGGCGACUCGUAGCCUGGUACAUGGGUGCACCAACAGAGCCAUUCGAGAGUGCAGCAAAGGCCAAGAUCACCUCCGAGUCUCUGCUCGUUAAUGAAUUCGAACCUACCGAUACGGGAAGGAUUCUUGCGCGGAACAUCGCCAUUGGACUCGAGAAUACGGCGCCAAUAUAUGCGUCGCUAGAAUAUAUGGAUGCGUUGACAAGACUGCUUAAUGGUGACCAACUCUCGGAUGAAUUGCACAUUCCUAAGACGGGCUUAUAUCAUAAGGUGCUUAUGUGGGGGUACUGUUUCUGGGUGCAGGUUCAGGCGAAAACGCUUCCCCUUGUCCCUGCCAUUGAUAGAUAUAUCAUCGAGAACCGCAAGAAAUUGUUCUGGAAACACCUCAUGGACGAGAAAGAAGGGCUCGGGAAGGAAACAGUCUUCGACUUCAAAUAUAUCCCAUCGCUGAAGGGGAAGACAAGACUCGGGGACCGGAAGAGGUAUUUAUUCAAAAAGCCCGGUGUGGAGGUCCUCUCGUAUCUGGGCCUUUUGUCGGCAUUUGCGGUAGCUGGUGGGCUCAGUACGGGGAUUUAUUUCUUGUUUACGAGGGCCUUUCCCCAGACUCAGGCUGCUUUGCCGAGUUUGUUGCAGGUUGUGAGGGAGCGGUUGGCGACUGUUCCUGUUGGGGCACUGACGGUUCCGGAGCUUGUGAAGGGGCUGCGAGGGAAGUUGCCAUUCUAA
Messenger RNA from Aspergillus puulaauensis, 1470 nucleotides. Its product is annotated as oxygenase MpaB family protein. Bases 1 to 1470 code for a protein of 489 amino acids. The transcript has 4 exons. Gene Ontology annotation, molecular function: oxidoreductase activity. Lineage: Eukaryota; Fungi; Ascomycota; Eurotiomycetes; Eurotiales; Aspergillaceae. The record is from RefSeq and is a predicted model, not a curated record.